CAGUGCGACGGCACUUAAACGAACCACUGAAUUGUCAGGAUCAUUAAAAGAGAGAGUUUCCUGAUUCCAGUUGAAAUUUCACAAGCGUACAAGAGGAUACAAAAUAAUUGUAGACGACAACUGGAAACGACGAAGCGACAAAAAUGGCUUCUUAUCCUAUAGAAACCAUUUUAACUUCAAUCUUCAUGAUCACUGUCUCUGUUGUGGCUGUUCUGGGUAAUUUCUUGGUCAUCCUCGCAAUCUUGUGGAACAGAAAGCUUCGUACAGUUUGUAACUUUCUCUUUCUUAACCUGGCCGUUGCUGAUAUGCUUCAAGGGGCAAUCGCUAUGCCGCUGCGCCUCGCCGAUCAACUGAAUCAAACAGACAACAGUCCACUGGUUCCUUGCCUUGUGGUUAUACCGCUGACAGUGUUUCUGUUUGGCGCGUCCAACUUUAACUUGACGCUGAUAAGUCUUGACAGAUACAUUGCGUUGCGAAGACCUUUCAUCUAUCCAAUUUUGGCUGAACCGCGCAGAGCAGCUUUGAUUGUUGGCAUGUCUUGGGUGUUGAUGUCUAUCAUCGCAUUUCUGCCCUUAAUGGGAUGGGGGGCCGCAGAGAGCGCUGAUGUGGCGGACAUUUGCUUGUAUUCCACUACACUGAGCCGAGAGUACCUCUUCAUGUUAUUUUCCAUCGUCAAUUUAGCCGUCAUCUUAAUCCUUGGGUUCACCAACUACUUCAUCCUCAAAACUGCGCGGAAUCAGAUUCGUCGUAUAAAAGUCAUCGAGGGUCCCGCCACGGGAUCGACUGUGAACUUGCCAUCUUCUGUUCCCAUGGAAACUGAAUCAGCUAUGAUCGUCAGUAACUUGCCAUCCACUACCGACGGCGAUACAGUUAACCGUGACCCGAAACGAAUGCCGGCGAAAACUCGCAGGAGUAAAGAACGAAGGGCAACCAAGAUAGUUCUCAUCGUUGUCGGUAUUUUUGUGUUCUUGACAACGCCAAUCACGGUGAUUGACAUUAUCAGUUUGUUGGGUUGUCCUACUUGCACUCCUCUGACUUUAGUCAAAAUAACUGUAUUUAUGGCGUACGCCAAUGCUUGUGUUAAUGUGUUUAUAUACGCGGGCUUCAACACGGAAAUGAGAAAUACCUGGGUUAGUAUUUUCCAAAGUACCAAACAAGCAAUAUGGACUCGUUUCAGUGGCGAAGAAGCGUCGUGAAAGAAGAUGGACAUAGUUAUUUUUCCAAAGGUUAUAAACUGGGAUAGAUUUUUUCGUAAGAUGCAAUUUGAAAAAGUAAGCCAGAAUGGAAGCUCAAAUCGCACACGGAAACUUUAUUUACAACUUACUCCUCUCAGAGCAUUCCAAAUAUUAUUUCUUCAUUUUAAUGUAAAUAUUUUCUCAUAAUCACCAGAUCAAAAGUGCAAAUAAUUGGCUGACAGCUGUUCAUAAGUUUCUGAAACGUAAAUGAAUCAAUGAAUCAAUCACUUUAUUAAAGUCACUGCGUGGGAUUGAGGUUGCCCUCAGUAUCCGAGCCAGAGGCUCAUGUAUAAAACGCAUGACUAAAGUCACCAAAUAAGUUAUGUAAAUAGGUUGAAAUCAUCAAAUAUAACCCUUAACCCAUGCCAUAACAUCAUAAAGGUGAUACCCUAAAGUUACAUAAGAGAAAAAGAAGAAAAGGCUGUAAUAUUUCUUUAGUCCGACGCAUCUGAACUCUUUGAUCCUGAGCACGUGGCAGUGUAUAACUUAUCAUUGUAUGGCUUGCCUUGAAGCCGAUAUACCGCGCGCUCUGAUUGACUGAUUGUAAGCCAUUGUUCUCCCGUGAUGCCCACGAGCCGAUUACGGGAUUACAGAAACAAAGGAAAAGCCAUAUAAUAAACAACUUAUUGAACUCAGACCGAGACUCAGACCGAGACUCGAGAUUUUCCCGUAAAGACCUCACUCUCGGUUAAUAAGUAGUUAGUAUUUUUUUUUUUCAAAAACUGGCAUACUUGGAGUUGUUCUCGUCAUUUGCAAUCGUAAGAGUGAGCAACGCCAAGGCAACACGUCAGUCGCACAGUAACACAAUAGACUAAUGAUCACUAAUCAGAAUCCGUCGCGUUAACUUGACCAGGCGGUAAGCGCGGGAAGUGAAGUUGCGUUCAUCAAAUCACGAAUCGUUGGAUCUUGCAUCUGAUCGGUUGCAUGAAAGAUGAGACAUCUUCGUGCUGAUUGGUUGUUAAUCGUUGCAUAUGUAUCCUUAUCGCCUUUGUCAAAAUGAGCUUGGAAAAACUAAUGCCCGAAAAUUGUAUCACACUGCAUAAUGCUCGCUGCUGCAACUAAUGGUUAAAACGGUAUAAUAUUCUAGAAAUUACGCCCGCAUUACUAAAUUUAUCAGUGCCGAUCAAAGGCGAAGAGUUUUCCACAACUUUUGAAUUGGAUUUUAAAUUACCGUACUCGUUUACUCAUGUUAUUGAUCUCAUUUGUUCGUGUCGAAUACCAGCCAAAGUGAAAUGUCAAAUUUGUUUGUUAAGUCAUCAACAGGUAUUGACAUGUAAGAGGAUGAAACUUUCAUUAAAAUUAACACAAUUCAAAGUUAUAACACGAAUAGUCUAAAUUCCUCAUGGCAAGAGCUUUAUUUGGCAAUUUCGCUUUUUUGUCACAACAUUUAA
Molecule: messenger RNA, 2626 nt
Organism: Orbicella faveolata
Lineage: Eukaryota; Metazoa; Cnidaria; Anthozoa; Scleractinia; Merulinidae
Product: adenosine receptor A2a-like
Biological process (GO): G protein-coupled receptor signaling pathway
Cellular component (GO): plasma membrane
Molecular function (GO): G protein-coupled receptor activity
Source: RefSeq, a predicted model, not a curated record